CUUUGAUAGCUGGGGGCCACUCCAGACUUUGCUAACGAGCUUUUGUCCCAUGGCACUGGUCGGCAUACCUGCACGAGCGCUUCCAGGGGCAGGCCAUGGUCACAAGAGCUACAGCAGCUGUGUGCUGAGAGGAUGUGGUGGCGCGAGAAGUGCCAGCACCACUGGAUCACAUCAGCCAUCCUGUAGGCCCUAUAGGCUUGUGGGUGCCAGUGCGGCACUCAUCAGCUGGCAGAUGGGUCGCAGACAUUGGAAGGUGCACCGGGCCGCCAAGUCGGCCUCGACUCCAGGAAAAUUGCGGUCGUGGUGGGCGCUCCAGUCUUCAAGCCAAAGUGAAGUUGAACGUGAUGAAAGGGGUGAAAGCAGAGUAAGUGAAGGUGAAAGCAUAGGAGCCGUGCAGUUCGAACUAGUUGGAGGACCAGAAGAGCUAGACUCAACAGAUGUAUUGUUGUAUUUGAGUGACAUUGAUUUUUCGGCAUCGUCUAUUCCAAGCUCGCAGUAUCCAAGCUUGGUGGCUGCAGGUUUUGAGCUCUGGACUUGUUUCCUUCCGGGCGAUGAUGUCAAGACUGGCUUUGCUGAGAUGUUACGUUCAAUCGAAACUUGGUUGAAUCGCAAGGGACCUCAGCGAGUCAUUCUCAUCGGUGAAGGCUUUGGAGGCCUUUUGGCCUUGGCUCUCGCGUUACGCUUUGGACGAAGCUUGAAGGGUCUAGCGAUGGUGAACCCGACAACUGGCUAUGUGCAACAGCCCUGGAGUCAGUUGCGGCCUGCACUGCCCGUGGGACCUUUGUCAGAUUUGUUGACGAUGCCGAGCCCUGAAGGAGAUCUCGCUACGAUUUCUCAAGGCGUCACUGGAACACUGGGACUGCGCUCUGCAUCUGCAGCAGCUCGAGCUGGGACGUUGAAAUUUCGCUUGAAGGCUUGGCUCAGAGAUGGCUGGGAGACCGUGCGAUCUGAGCUUCGCCGCCCAGCCAUUCGGACGCCACUCCCUGCCACGCUCUUGGCCUUUUCUGUUGGUGACCUUCUCUUACCUUCCAAGGAUGAAGCUCAGGCCUUGAAACCGGCCUUAGAAGAGCGUUGCUUGUCAAACAAGCUUGAAGUGAAAGAGCUGGACAGCAAUAGUCAUGAGCCAUUGGCUGGAGACAUUGACUUUGUGGAAAUGCUGGAGAAGUCCCCCAUUCUCCAGGCACCAAAGGAUCCCGUGUCUGACUUCAAGUUCCCUUCCAUGCAGAUUCUUGAAGAAGGUUCGAAAGACGUGGAGCAGUUGGCAUCCUUCGUAUCACCAGUCUUUUGCAGCUUUAGUGCCGAUUCGCCCUCACAGAGACGUUUUGGCUUACAGGGUGUUCCAGCACCAGAAGAUGUGGGAAACCGGCCAGUUUUGCUGGUUGGAAAUCAUCAACUUUUUGGUUCGGAUCUUGGUCCAUUGGUGCGUGAAUUUCUGGUGGACCGGGGGGUGUUGGCACGUGGCUUGGCCUAUCCUGGAGCCAUGCGCACCAGAGAGGGCCGAGGUCCUCCGCAGUUUCAGCGCUUUGGUGCGGUGCCAGUUUCACCGCGGAACAUCUUCAAACUCUUGCAGCGAGGUGAGAUGGUGCUCCUCUUUCCUGGUGGGAUCCGUGAGGCUCUCCAUGGUCCCGGGGAAGACUACCAACUUUUUUGGCCCAGCAAAACAGAUUUUGUUCGGGUCGCCGCUCGUUUCGAUGCAGUGGUGGUGCCAUUUGGUGGCAUUGGGGCCGAUGACAGUGCUCAGGUUCUGGCCAAUUUCGGCGAACUACGGAAGAGAGCAGAGGAUGUUGUUCCUUUCAUGGCCCGUAGCCAGAAGCGUUCUGGCGGACUAAUGCCGGUGUCAGAGUCUUUGGAGGGAGGUCUUGGAUUUCCGAUCAUUGCUCCAAGACCAAUCCCAGCUACACAAACAAAUCCGGGAUUUGGAGAUCGUUUCUAUUUCAGCUUCGGCAAGCCCGUCGAUCUGAAAGAUGUCAAUCCAAAGGACAGAAAUGCUUGUGCCAAAGCAUAUUCUGAAAUCCGAGGUGCUGUUGAGCAGGAGUUGGCCUGGCUGCAAGAAGCUCGCCAACAGGACCCCUACAGGGAUUUCGCAAAACGUCAGCUAUAUGAGCGCGUCGCUUCUUUGGAAGGCCCCUCACGUCGAAUCCCAGCAGGUCCUCUGAAAGGUGAGCUUGUGAAGAGCUAUGCGAAGCGGGCACCCUCGUUCAAGAUCGAUCAACUGGCCACGCCUGCCGAGAAAAUGGACAUCGAGUCUUUUGAGGCUGAGCCAGAAAGCAUCGCAACGCCAUAACGCCUGGCAACCUGUCUUCCUUUUUCGUCAUUCAAGACAUUCACAUUUCUUGACCCCUUCCUUCAAUGAUU
Molecule: messenger RNA, 2355 nt
Organism: Cladocopium goreaui
Lineage: Eukaryota; Dinophyceae; Suessiales; Symbiodiniaceae
Source: the annotation of a GenBank genome assembly